Messenger RNA from Daucus carota subsp. sativus, 3133 nucleotides. Its product is annotated as calcineurin B-like protein 7. NCBI's taxonomy places the organism in Eukaryota, Viridiplantae, Streptophyta, Magnoliopsida, Apiales, Apiaceae. The transcript has 8 exons. Gene Ontology annotation, biological process: calcium-mediated signaling. Gene Ontology annotation, molecular function: calcium ion binding; kinase binding. The coding region runs from base 2170 to 2832 and encodes 220 amino acids. The record is from RefSeq and is a predicted model, not a curated record.
GCUACCCAGCAAUUUAUCUUUGUUAUUUUCUUCUAAGCAUUGCUUCUUGAUUAUGAACAACUUGUCUCUCUUACACACACGCACUGUGAAAAACCAUCUUGUUCUUGUUGGGUAUCACUUGGGUUUUUUGAUUUUUAGAUUCUAUGUUGUUGUAGCCACCGUAAAUGUUUCUGACAGCAUCUUAUAAAUUGUAGCGUUGUGGUCUGUUCUGGCUUAGCUUUGAAACAAUUAUCUGAUACUUAUGUUGUGUUUGGUUAGGGAGAAUGGAAGGGAAUGAGUAUAAUUACUUGAAACUAAUAGAGAUAGGAGGGAAGAUUUGAAAAAAAUCAAGUGAGUGCAAAAUUGGUAUGAUGAGAUUCGAGAAGAAAUUGGGGGUAGGAGAGAAUGGAGCUUUACAUCUCAAAUUGAAGGUUUGAUCUCUGGCACAUGAUGUAAGGAAUGGAAUGGUGGAAGGAAUGGAAUUUCUUAAUAAUUGCCCAUAACAUAGUUCAUUUUUCGUUCCAUUCCUUACGGAAUCUUCACCCCAACGAAAAACAACAUUAGAGUUUUUUUAUCUGAUAAUUUGUUUACAUUUAAGCUAUUAUCUUUUUGGACAUGUCAAUAUCUCAGUUGAUAAUGUAUUGUGUAUACAUUAUAUUUGUAUACCAAUAAUAUUUGAAGUUACAUGUGACUAGAGUAAUGUUGUUUUUUGUUGAGAUAAGUAACUGAAACAACUAAAAGUGCCCUUGUCAAUGGACAAGUUGGAUUGAAGGUUUGAAGUUUUUAAUUAAUAGACCAAUAGACCAACCGACUUAAUUAUGAGCUGUAACUUGCAAGUGAAUUUGACCGACUCAUAAAUGUUGGACAAACAGCUUACUAAAAGAGGCCCUAAUCUCAUGCUAAGGAGGGUAUCUGAUGCUCUUAGGCCAUGUUUGUUUGGCCAUGUUUGUUUUGGUGGAUUAUGAUCCCUGGACACUGACCUUGUUUUCUCUAAAUUUGAAGGAUUUUAGUCCCAUGAAAUUAAAUUUCAAUCAUCUUUUUGAUUCAUUUCAUAUUAUAAUACCUUCUCUCACAAGACAUUAUAAUCCCAUAGAAAUGAGCUAGAAAGAUGAUCAAAAUAUGAAUUAUGGGAUUAUAAUGCAUUGUAUUUAUUACAAUCCGUGGAUUACAUUCCCUCAAAACAAACAUGAACUUACUAUGAAUUAUUUUAGUAUCAUCUUGUAAUGAUAUAGGUUUUUUCUUACUAUUUAUGAGAAUCAUUCACAAUAGCACAUGAGUUCCUUUAGGUCCCUCUACAAGUGGUAAUAUAUUGAAUUGAUCAAGUAGAAAGAUGAUAAGUUUGCUGAGUUAUUUGAUGUGCCCAUUUAGUAAUUUAUGGUAUUGAUAUACAAUGAUGGUACCAAUGCUUGGUUGGUACUUCUCAAUACCUUUCACCAUUUCUGUUUUUUUCCUUGGACAUAAAAGAACUUUGUCUUCUUCUGCUUCUUAUUAAAUGUAUUAUAUUGUUUGUGAUUAUGUGAACCCUUGUGAAAACAUUAAGUUAUUAUAUAAAAUAUUAUAUUCUUGGCAGUUUGAUCCCAUGGGUCUCUGGUGGCCGAAUUUGGUAGCUAUAUAUUAGUGUGUUUUUUCCAUAGUAAAGUUAUUGUACAUACCGGUCAAGCUGGAGCAAUGAUGUAUCUGUUAGGCCAUGUAGAUUGUGAUUACUUUUGCAUGGAGUCCUGGCCUUUAAUCACUUGGGGAUGUUUGAUUUAGCUUCUAUCUUGCUAUUCUUGUUAUGUAGAAAACUCAUCAUAUGUGGUGUUGAAAACAAAGUGUCUUUACAACUUAGUAAAAAAGAAAGUGUCUGUACAUUAUGUGGUCGAUUAAUAUCUUGCAGCUGCAUAAUAUAUUCGCUGAUUUUUUAUUAAAUACUUCUAGGUAUGGAGGCUCUAGCUGCACGAAUAACUCAAAUGACUUUGUUUGUUUGUAUGUUAUUACAAUAGCAAUGACUCUUGCACCACCUUAUUUUUUAUGUAUCAAGUGAUUUGUUUUCACUUAAUAUAACAAUGACUCUUGUACCCGCUUAUCUCUUAUGUAUCAAUUGAUUAGUUUUCAUUAGUUUGACUUCUUGCAUCAGGGAACUUGACAAUCUUGUUAUACUUAACUUUUCAGUUAGCUUCUUGGUAUUGCAUUUUAAAUGUUUCCAGCAUAAUGGGCUGCUUUUCCUCGAAGAAAACAAAAUACACCCCCGGUUAUGAGGAGCCAACUGUUCUUGCAUCUGAAACAUCCUUUUCAGUGAGUGAAGUUGAGGCCUUGUAUGAGCUAUUCAAAAAACUAAGCAGGUCGAUUAUUGAUGAUGGACUUAUACACAAGGAAGAGUUUCAGUUUGCUCUUUUCAGGAACAGAAACAAGAAAAAUCUCUUCGUCGACAGGAUUUUCGACUUGUUUGAUAUAAAACGCAAUGGAGUUGUAGAUUUUGGGGAGUUUGUUAGGUCAUUGAGCAUAUUUCAUCCAGAUGCCCCAGUAUCUGAGAAAAUUGCUUUUGCAUUUAAGUUAUAUGAUCUAAGGCAGACGGGGUUUAUUGAGAGAGAUGAGGCAAGUAUACAAGUUCUUCGGUUGAAGGAGAUGGUGGUGGCCCUAUUACAUGAGUCAGAUCUGAUCCUUUCGGAAGAUUAUGUAGAAACAAUCGUGGAUAAGACAUAUACAGAUGCAGAUACCAAAGGUGAUGGGAGAAUAGAUCAAGAAGAAUGGAAGGAAUUUGUACUAAAAAAUCCAUCUUUGAUAAAGAACAUGACCUUACCAUAUUUGAAGGAUAUAACUUUGGCUUUCCCCAGUUUUGUCCUAAACUCAGAAGUUCCCGAUUCCGAAGUGUAGACUGGUGGCCAGGUUGAUUUCUGGAUCACACUUGUUCACACAUCCACAUCUGCUUUUAUUACUUGACCUGCACUCCGUGGAUAAGAUCAGAAGAGCUUUGGUUUCUAUGGUGACUAUCUUUGAACCGUAUAAGAUCCUUAGUGCCUAAGGCAGUACUGUUUGCCGAGCAAUGAGUUUGGAUUCACAGACUCAUAAUGGGACUCGCGAGUUAGUUUCUUACUGUAGUUCCUUGUAAAUUGUACAUUCAAAUUGAUAGAUAGGGACCUUAAAUGGUCCGAAUAAAUUUGGAAAAUUUUAGCUA